This is a messenger RNA of Cladocopium goreaui, 3825 nucleotides long. NCBI's taxonomy places the organism in Eukaryota, Dinophyceae, Suessiales, Symbiodiniaceae. The record is from the annotation of a GenBank genome assembly.
GAGGUGCUUGCGAAAGAAGGCAGUUUGAUCAGGCCGCAGGACAUUGCAAACUGCACCUGGGCUUUUGCAUCUUCAGGGCAUUCACACCCGGACAUUUUCUCAGGUCUUAGCACCUUUGCCAUGGAGCGGCUUCACGAAUUUCAGCCUGAACAGGUUGCAUUAUUGGUGUGGGCAUUUUCCUCCGUGCGUUGCAGAUCGGAGGACUUGUUCGAGGCCGUGCAAAAUCAUGUGGCGAUAAGUGAGGCGAAACGUCGCCCAAAAUCCUGCCGUUCGUCUGACCGUAGACGAGGUUUGUCGAAUGUGUUGCAAGCCUUUGCUUUGGUGGGUCACCGCGGAAGCCAAGUGAUCCUGGAGGCCACAGCUGAGUACAUCUUGGCCAACCUGAAAGCUUACUCGCCCAAGGCUCUCUCCAAAAUUAUUUUCACCAUCAGCCAGACACGUGGAUAUGUCAACCUUGCCCUCCAAAACGCCCUGGCGGAAGCAUUUGUGAGUUCUAUGGAUGGCAUGACUGCGUCCCUUCUAACAGCCACCCUGAUGGCUUUCUCCAAGGUGAAGCUGGAUGAUGCAACGUUUUUUCGAAGAGCGGCUGAGAAGGUCGCUCCAGUUCUUGCAGACUUUGACUCUUCAGGCUUCGUUCGACUAACGAAAGUUUUUGCGCAAGCAGGGAUUGAUCAAAGCUUUGCACAGGAGAUCACAGAAGAGGCACUGGAACGAAUCCCGACUCUUCGAGCAUUUGAGCUGGUGAUACUCGCCAAGGCAAUGCUCGGGAUGAGUCAAGCAUCGCCCCAUUUGCUGGAGAGAAUAGCUGAACAUGGAAGCAGCGUGCUUCCGCAAAUGUCGCAAAAGGAGCUGGCGAGUUUUAUUCGGUCCCUCAGUGGCCUGGGCUUGACGUCGGCGUCGAUCACUGGGGAAGCGAUCUUCAAGCAGGCGGCCAUCAAGGCUACACGCCACCUCAUGACCCGAAAGGAAGACCGCAGGUCCAAGACGUCCGACUUGGCCUGUUUGUCCCGCGCCUUCGCCCGUGCUGCCUAUGCCACCGGGCCAGUGGCAGACAAGUUCCAGGCGGCUGGCUCUGAGCCGCCAUCUGAGCUGUUGGAGGUGAUCCGCAACUUUUUGAAAGCGGCUGUGAAGGAGGCCCAUGCUCACCUCGAUGAGUUCCGAGCAUCACCUUCGUGCUUGGUGGGUGUCCUUUGGGCCGCAUCACAAUGUGGAGUUCCCUGUGACGCACUGACACAGGUGGCCAAGGCAGUCCUACUUCCGCCAGACGCAGGAGGCUGUGACACGCACGUGCAGCGGCUCCAGCUGCUUGAAUUGGCGGAGCUGGCACAGGCUCUGACAUCUCUGGGUGUCGAUGCACCGGAGCUGUACCGGGCCAUUUCGGAUAAGGCGAUGCAAUGUCUUCAGGCGAUGUCGCGAAUCAUCAAGAGACUUGUGCUGGUGGACGACGGUGACGGUGAUGAUUAUCUUUUACCACUGCGAAUUGGCGAAGAGUUAACCUUGACUGGUUCACUGGACAUUCGAGUUCUGCGCGGGGCUGCAGAGGUCUGGGGCUCUCGACUCUCCCAUGAAUUUCAGCGCAUUGUUGUCCCUCCAUGGUCGGCGACACCAAGACUUCUGGCACUUCGAUCGUCCAAUGAGGUGGAAAUGGAGAAGGAAACAGCAGAAGUCCGCGCUUUUCUGGAAGCCCGGAAAUGGCCCGUGGUUCUGUGCUUGCGACGAGCCACCGGUGCCGGUCACGCGAAUCGUCCAAGUGAUCCGAAGGAACGCCUGGAAUCCAUGAGAGAAGUUCUUGUUCCGCCAGAUGCCAGGCCGAGACUUCGCGCACAUCGUGCAUGGCCCAGCAUUGUGCAACACUUCGUGGAUCAUUGUCUUCACAGCUCCAGUCCAGAAAGCCCUGCAGUUUUGCUGGUCAUGGGAGCCAAAGGAACUGAUCUGGGACAGCCUGAGUUGGGACCCCCUGGAGUUGUCACCUUGCAUCGAAUCCGCUGCCCGAUGCUCCAAGUGCCACACUCGGAACAGCACCGCCAUGAAAGAAUUCAAGCCUUCUUUGCUGGUGCGGCCACUCCGGCCACCCAUCCGGCCCUGUACACUGCAUCAGUGGCCGCCGCCUUCGAUGCCUACUGCGAGAUGAUCAGAGAGGAUGUCACGCCUGCACCUCUGUUGGUGAACUCUCACGGCUGGGUCACAGGAUUGGGCCUUGAAAUGCUUCAGCAGAUUGUUGCUACCGUUGGAGCACAGCUGGUGGUACGCCUUCAAACUGAUCCAGUCAAAAGGUCACGAGGUGAAACUGCCGCUGAAAACGAGUCGAAACCUGAAGAAAAGAAGGCCUUCAGCAGGCUCCAGCGAAGUGUUUUGGCCAGAUGCGGCCCACUGGCGAGAGGCUUGGCACGGCACAAGCGGGGACCAGAUGGACAGCCCAUUGUGAAUCCUGAGGCACCCUUAGUUCUUGUGGAUGUGGAAUCUGCUGUUCCUCGUGGCAGUACGGCUCCUUUGGCUGUGCAACUGCGAUGGCUCAGAAUGGCUGGGCAUUUCAAGCCGGACUUGGAUCCGUGUCGACAUGCCACCGCUAUGGCCAUGCAGGAUUUUUUCGCCACGGUGCCACGAUGGCGAGUCCAAAUGAAGUUUCUACACUUCGGACUGGUGGCAGGACAUUUGCUGCACUCAGAAGUGGAAGCUACGCUGACUGGCACAGUGGUUGCACUUUGUGAAGCAGACUUAAAAACAAGCCCGAAGGAAGUGAGCUGCACUGCAGAUUUGCAGCUCUUGGAGCCGCAUGAAUCUCCCAUUAAAUUCCUGGCCUAUGCUUUUGUCCAUUCCUUUGACUUUAAGUCUGGCGAAAUUGUGAUUUAUUCAAAUAUCUCUGCACAGCAGCUGGCACGUGUGAACUUGGCGUUGCGCGGGGAAGUGACGUGGGAGCCGAACAGCACGCGAAAUCUACAGCUGGCUGAUGGUCGUCCAAGUCCACUUCAGCCAUAUUCCGCACCGUGGUUGCUGGAAGGUAUGGGCGUUGGCACUCGUGUGAUCAGCACCAAAGCGAAGGGCAACCUGCGGCAAGUCGGACCUAAGGCCGGAACAAAAGCGAAGGCAGCCGAAGAGCAAUUGGUUCCAGCAUCCGAACUCCUUCGCUUCCUUGCCACUGCAGGGUUGCUGGCAUCGGCAUUAGCAAGGACAACUUCCGAAAAGGUUGUCCGGAUGUUGGCGGAAGCAGAUGCAGGGAAGGCGAAGAUUCCAGUACUUCGCUCAGUCGUGGCAUGGGUGAUCGCCCGCUGCAUUGCUGGCCUGGCUCUGGCAGUUCCUGCCGAGCCGGUGAUCGCUGCCCUCAAAGUCCUGGCCGCUGCCGCUGCCGCGCGGGUGGUGGAGCUGUUGCCUGAGGAACGGGCAUUGAUUUUCUGGAGUCUGAGCCUCCAUGGUUGUUAUGAGGCAAUCUUUGAUUCCAUGUUGGAACAAACACCUUGGACAGUGUGGGCAGCAAAGCCCCAGGCGGGGAUGGACCGGAUGGACGGUGUUUUUUCUGCAGAGGCUGCCGACAAAUUUCUAGUGGUUCAGGAGGAAUUUCUUGUGAGCGAGAAUGGCAUCAUCCCCAGCGGAAAGCUCAUGGCCCUUUGCCAGGUUCACUUAGCAGACUUGGCCUUGCAGCUCGAGGGUGGGCGAGGCAAUAGAAAGGGUCUCUCACAGGCACAGAGGCGAGACAACGGGCGCCCAAAAGAUGGCCAGAAAUUGGGGAAGCUUUUCACUGAAAGGCAGGCAAAAUCCAAAAUGGACAAUUCGAGGUCGAACAAAAAACAGGUUAUCAACUAUCAAUUACUGUAUUCAUAUCUCUUUUGA